AGCUCCUCCAGCCCAGACGGGCGCCCUCCUUUCGCCCCCGCCGCGCCCCGGGGCAUGAGAGCGGCCGCCCCGCGCCUCUAGGUACCCACGGGCCCCAUGGCGACGACCCGCGCUCCCCGCGCCCUGCUACUGCUGCUGCUGCUGCUGCUGCUGUGCCCGCCGGGGCUGCGGCGGGGGGCGCGGGGCAGCGGGCAGCGCCCGCGGGGCUGUCCGGCGCCGUGCCGCUGCGAGCUGGACGGAGUGCUGCUCCGCGCCGACUGCUCCGACCGCGGGCUCACCGCCGUGCCUGCCAACCUCAGCGUCUUCACCUCCUACCUUGAUCUCAGUAUGAACAACAUUACUAAGCUGCCCUCAAACCCUGUGCACAAUCUGCGCUUCCUGGAAGAGCUACGUCUUGCAGGAAAUGGCUUGACAUACAUUCCUAAGGGAGCGUUUGCUGGCCUUUUCAGUCUUAAAGUGCUGAUGCUGCAGAAUAACCAGCUACGGCAGGUUCCUACCGAGGCGCUCCAGAACCUGCGCAGCCUGCAGUCCCUGCGUCUGGAUGCCAACCACAUCAACUAUGUACCCCCCAACUGCUUCAAUGGCUUGGUCUCCCUUAGACACCUGUGGCUAGAUGAUAAUUCCUUGACAGAAAUUCCUGUCCAAGCUUUUAGAAGUUUACCAGCACUUCAGGCAAUGACAUUGGCACUGAAUAAAAUUCAUUACAUACCGGACUAUGCCUUUGGAAACCUCUCCAGCUUGGUAGUUCUACAUCUCCAUAACAAUAGAAUCUAUUCCCUGGGAAAGAAAUGCUUUGAUGGGCUCCACAGCCUAGAGACAUUAGAUUUAAAUUACAACAGUCUGGACGAGUUCCCCACAGCUAUCAGGACACUAACAAACCUAAAAGAGCUGGGAUUUCAUAGCAAUAACAUCAAGUCAAUACCUGAGCGUGCAUUUGUGGGUAAUCCUUCACUUAUUACAAUACAUUUUUAUGAUAACCCUAUCCAGCUUGUUGGAAAAUCUGCUUUUCAACACUUACCAGAACUAAGAACUCUGACUUUAAAUGGUGCUUCACAGUUAACAGAGUUCCCUGAUCUGACAGGGACUACAAGUCUGGAGAGUUUGACACUCACAGGAGCACAGAUCACCUUUCUCCCCAAAUCAGCUUGUGACCAGUUACCUAAUCUCCAAGUGCUGGAUCUGUCUUAUAACCUACUGGAAGAUUUACCCUGUUUUACUGCAUGUAAAAAACUCCAAAAAAUUGACUUGCAUCACAACGAAAUCGCUGAAAUCAAAGCAGACACGUUUCGGCAGCUGGCUGCUCUUCGCUCUCUGGAUUUAUCUUGGAACAAAAUUAAAACUAUUCACCCCCAUGCCUUCUCCUCUUUACCAUCUCUGAUCAAACUGGAUGUGUCAUCCAACCUUUUGUCCUCUUUUCCUGUGACGGGGCUACAUGGUUUAACUCAUUUAAAAUUAACAGGAAAUCAUGCCCUACAAAGUUUGAUAACAUCUGAAAAUUUUCCAGAACUCAAGGUCAUGGAAAUGCCUUAUGCCUAUCAGUGCUGUGCCUUUGGAGCUUGUGAGAACCACUACAGAAUCUCCAGCCAGUGGAACAAGGAUGAUAAUAGCAGCCUUGAUGACUUUCAUAGAAAGGAUUCUGGACUGUUACAAAUUCAAGAUGAACGUGAUUUUGAGGACUUCUUUCUUGACUUUGAAGAAGAUUUGAAAUCUCAUCAUUCAGUGCAAUGCUCACCUUCUCCAGGUCCCUUCAAACCAUGUGACCAUCUGUUUGGUAGCUGGCUGAUCAGAAUUGGAGUGUGGACCAUCGUGGGUUUGACCUUUAUUUGCAAUGCACUGGUGUCUGCUACAGUUUUCAGGUCUCCAUUGUAUAUGUCCUCCAUAAAACUUUUGAUUGGUUUAAUGGCCAUUGUGAAUGCCCUGAUGGGCCUGGCCAGCGGGGUACUGGCUGGCGUGGAUGCAUUCACUUUUGGUAGCUUUGCUCAGUAUGGAGCACAAUGGGAAAGUGGAAUUGGUUGCCAAAUAACUGGCCUUCUCUCCAUUUUUGCUUCAGAGGCUUCCAUAUUCCUCCUUACCCUAGCUGCCCUCGAACGUGCAUUCUCUGCAAAGCAUGCUACAAAGUUUGAAACAAAAUUCUCCACUGCUAGCAUAAAAAUCGCCAUUUCCUUUUGCUUCAUGUUGGCACUAAUCAUUGCAGUGAUACCUCUUCUCACUGGAAGUGAUUAUGGAGUUUCUCCCCUUUGUUUGCCACUCCCCUUUGGAGAGUCCACUGCUAUGGGCUACAUGGUGGCACUGGUAUUGCUGAACUCCCUUUGCUUUCUGGUAAUGACUGUUGCUUAUACAAAGCUCUACUGUAGUUUAGAAAAGGGAGAACUAGACAACAUUUGGGAUUGCUCUAUGGUCAAACAUAUAGCCCUGCUACUUUUUACUAAUUGCAUUCUUUAUUGCCCUGUGGCCUUCUUAUCUUUUUCCUCCUUACUGAACCUCACUUUUAUCAGCCCAGAAGUGAUUAAGUCAAUACUUCUAGUGAUUGUCCCACUGCCAGCAUGCCUAAAUCCACUGCUUUAUAUACUUUUCAAUCCACAUUUUAAGGAGGAUUUGGGAAGUCUGCGAAAGCAAACUUUGAUAUGGAGGAGAUCAAAACAUGCCAGUCUGAUCUCUGUGAAUUCAGAAGACAUAGAAAAACAAUCUUGUGACUCAACACAGGCAUUGGUAACCUUCACAAGUGCCAGCAUAUCAUAUGAUAUGCCCACCAGCAGUUCCCUAAUGCCACCGUCUUAUCAAAUGACAGAAGGCUGCAGUCUUUCGUCAGUCGCGUUUGUUCCCUGUCGCUAGUUGCAGAAAGAGUACAGAAAAUACCUCUGUUUACAAAAUUUUUAAUCCCAAAAGUAAGUGUGAAUGUGUGCAUAAGAGUGUAGAGUGCCUCUAAAUUAUUACAACACACCUCAGAAAACAGACAAUGACAAAGCUUGCAGCCGGCUGAAAAUGCAGUACUUGAGCCUGCUAAGCCUGCUCCCAAAAUGCUGGGAUGAAGAGAGGAAAUGAAAGCUGGUAAAGUUUGUGCAGUUAUGUCAGCUGCUCUCUUUUAAAGUAGCACUACUCAGAAAGAGCAUCAGUUGGGCAAGGACAAAAAUAGCAUAUUAAAGUUGUAAUAUUUUUUCAAAGUAUCACCUCAUGUUUUCAGGGGUUGGGUUAUUUUUUUCCUGUUUGUUGCAAUUUGGUUUUAAUAAUAGU
This is a messenger RNA of Zonotrichia leucophrys gambelii, 3231 nucleotides long. It is a transcript of the gene LGR5, whose product is annotated as leucine rich repeat containing G protein-coupled receptor 5. NCBI's taxonomy places the organism in Eukaryota, Metazoa, Chordata, Aves, Passeriformes, Passerellidae. Bases 97 to 2832 code for a protein of 911 amino acids. Gene Ontology annotation, molecular function: G protein-coupled peptide receptor activity; protein-hormone receptor activity; protein binding. The transcript has 18 exons. The record is from RefSeq and is a predicted model, not a curated record. Gene Ontology annotation, cellular component: plasma membrane. Gene Ontology annotation, biological process: hormone-mediated signaling pathway; activation of adenylate cyclase activity; adenylate cyclase-activating G protein-coupled receptor signaling pathway.